AUGCCCGGUGUUGCCAUCCUACCACCACCAUCGUCUGCACUCAGGUUGCCACCAUCAAGCAUGCAAAAUGGCGUGGGCUCUUUCCAUGGCGGGACUGUGGCGGAUAUCAAAGAGGUAGCAAAGGAGCAGGCAAAGAAGGUCCGCGGCGCAACGGCCAUAUCGUUGCUCAAGGGUGCACGGUCGCAAAUUCAUCAUGCAGACGACUGCGAGCUAGCUGGGGACCUCAAGGGCGCCCUCAGCGCCAUUACCAAGGCCGUCUCGCUCGUGCAGAUGUUCAUGGAUUCAGCAGAGUUCAAGAUCGAGACCCAGCCGGGCCGCAAGGGUGUGCUCGUGAGGGAUCUGCUUGAUUUCCAGCAGCACGAGGGCCGCGACCUCAAAGGCAAGAUGGAGAGCGUCGAGGCAAAACUCGUCGAGGCGGAGAGAUCGUCGCAGCAGGACUCUGCUCCAGACACACAGGUUGAAACGGGCGCCAUACGUUCACCAGGCGGCAGUAUCGCUGACCGGAUGCGUUCGCUAGCAAGCGCAGGACUUGCUGUUUCGACCACAAAGCGUUUCUCGCGCGAGGUCGCGCCCAUUACGUCGGCCUCAGUGGCACCACCACUACAGCCGACACCGACUUCGGUAGCUUCCGAUGCGGUCCUCCGACCCAACAGGAUCUCGCUGCAGAAUUUGCCGUCUCUUCCAGCCAACUUUGCUGCCUCACUUGCUUCACCCGUUGUUAGCUCCGCAGCGCCUGUGCUAGUGCCUACUUCAAGCUUCGGCCCGCCUUCACCCACUUCAUCUACGUCGUCCUCCCCUCGCGUGUCUCAUCUAAGUCUGUCGGACUUUACACAGGCAUUCCCGUCGAUCGACGAGCUAGACGAGGCAGACGGGCUCCGACUGUCGUCAGUGCCGACUGGUUCGAGUAAGCACUCUGUCGAUCGGCCGUUGCCAUACGUGCAGCCCAAACCGUUCCCUGCCCUACCCAUGGACUAUGGCCCGCGGCCUUCGAGCACUCCCAUUCCUCCGACGAUCGAUACAUUCGCGAGCCGCCCCGCCUCGCCUUCGCGUUCCCCGAUGUCGCCUACCGUCCCCCGCAAGCCCUCUGGACUGUCUCUCAAGUCAUCUGCAUCAAGAUCGCCGAUCCUCCCAGUCGCGACACCGAUCACCGAAAAGCCGCCGGACCUUCCUGUGUCCACCACACUCUUUCCAAGGACGCUGUUUGACUACAACAACCGAAGCAACUUCAAGGUGCUCGUGUUGGACGUGCGCACGCGAGAAGAGUUUGAUAAAGAACACAUAAAGGCAGAUGCGGUUGUAUGUAUUGAGCCGACAGUGCUCCUACGAAGCGACGUUUCUCCCCAGAGCAUUGAAGAUUCCCUUGUCGUAGCCCCCCGAGACGAAUGGGUCCUCUUCAGUAACCGCGACAAGUUUGACUUGGUGGCUAUUUACGAUAACGACUCAGAGACAUUUGGGGAAUUAAGCUCUCCGCUGUCUUCGCUUGUUAGAGCAAUUUACGAAGUUGCUUUUCGUAAGUUCCUGAAACAUUCCCCGAUGUUACUCGUAGGAGGUCUGCAGGCGUGGAAGAAAGAAUUUGGAGAGGCGGAGCUGGUUCGUGGCAGUACGAGUGGGUCGACGCCGACGGAUUCGGCGAACGUCAAGGGGUUGGUAAAUGGGCUGGCAUCAGUGAACAUGAAUGGGACAACAUCUCCCUCGCCUUCUUAUGCGGAAAUGAAAAGUCCAUCUAUAGGUCAUAUUAGGGCGCCCGCUGAGACUGGCUUUUCUACCACCUCAGGCACUCCCGGGCGCCUCCGUUCUGGUACGGAACCGCAUGUUGAUCCCAACGCGCAUAAACCCUGGUUGCCCAGCUCGCCUGAUCCUCAACUUGCUCAGAACCAGAUUCCUGCGUCUAUGCGGUCAAGUAUUGAUGGUCCGCUUUCUCCCACAUUCGAUAAACGGCUGGCGCGCAAAUCCGCGAUAUCGCGGCCACCGUCAAAUUCAAUUUCCUAUUCGCACAGCUCUUCCCCUGCUAUACCUGAACAUGCUCCAACACAACACUUUUCCCCUCCUUUAGUCAACGGUACCCCGGCCAUCCAAUACCCAGCUAUGUCACGGAAUAUAUCCCCUCAGCUAUCAGGCUCGUCAUUCUCCUCUGCUCCGUUGAACGGCGUUGUCUCUAUGCCCCCUCAAGCGUCCAUUAAUCCGUCACCACUGUCACGGCGGAGGAGCGAUUACAUUGACCAAUCUCAAGAAGCUCUGUCCGGUCUUUCUUCGCGUGGUCCUAUAGACUACCCAGACUUGUCAUCGCAACAUGUCCUGCGCCCGCCGCCCGCUGCGGCUUCCUCUGUCCUUGAGAGGCAAGACAACCGCCCACGGCUGAUGCAGACUCAAUCGUUCAAGCUUGGUCCUAGGCCGCCGACGAUCCAGUCCGACUACCCGGUCACGUACUGGGCUGAUACGCAGAUUGGGACUUCGGGGCUGAAGAAUUUGGGUAACACGUGCUAUAUGAAUUCGACGAUCCAGUGUUUGAGCGCGACCGUGCCGUUCGCGCGGUUCUUUACUGACGGACGAUGGAAGAGUGCUGUCAACAUGAUGAACCCGAUGGGGACGAAGGGGAAUCUUGCACAUGCUUUCGCCAAUAUUCUCCGAGAUAUGUGGCAGGGCGAGUUGCAGUGUCUGUCCCCAGUUACAUUCCGUCGAUCAUUAUGCCAGUACGCUCCCCAAUUUGGCGGGACGGAGCAGCACGAUUCGCAGGAGUUCCUCAACUUUCUGCUCGAUGGCCUGCAUGAGGACCUCAAUCGGGUGCUACAAAAACCACAAAUAGACUCAACACCCGAAAGAGAGGCCGAGUUAGAGAGGCUACCUACGCAGAUUGCCAGCGAGCAGGAAUGGCAGAUCUGGCGGAUGCGGAAUGACAGCCUGGUCGUAGACUUCUUCCAGGGUCAGUUCCGCAACCGACUGGAGUGCCUCACGUGCCACAAAACCUCGACCACUUACAACACGUUCAUGUACCUUACUUUACCUAUUCCUACCAGCCGAAGUCUAUCCAAAGUGUCACUGUCCCAUUGUCUGGAUGCCUUCGUCAAGGAAGAAGUGAUGGAGAAGUCAGAUGCAUGGAACUGCCCACAUUGUAAGACGCUGCGCAAGGCGACGAAGAAUCUGUCGCUAUCGCGAUUGCCUCCUGUGCUUCUGAUCCACCUAAAGCGCUUUUCGUCCAAGGGUCACUUCACAGAUAAGAUUGAGACGUUCGUCGACUACCCCCUGCGGGGCUUGGAUCUCACCAACUACAUGCCCCCUCCACUACCUCCUGGGGUGAACGCGGGCCCUCAGAUGCCGAGAGAUGAUCCACGCGCGCAGAUACCACCGUACCGGUACGACUUGUACGGUGUUACCAACCACUUUGGCACGCUGAGCAGCGGACACUAUACCGCAUUCAUCUCGUCUCGCGGCGGAUGGCUCUAUUGUGACGAUAGCCGUAUAUCACAAGCAGACCCGAAAGACGUAGUGGGAAAGCCCGCGUACAUGUUGUUCUACAAGAGGACGAAAGCAUAA
Molecule: messenger RNA, 3531 nt
Organism: Fibroporia radiculosa
Lineage: Eukaryota; Fungi; Basidiomycota; Agaricomycetes; Polyporales; Fibroporiaceae
Exons: 12
Coding region: 1-3531 (1176 amino acids)
Biological process (GO): protein deubiquitination
Molecular function (GO): cysteine-type deubiquitinase activity
Source: RefSeq, a predicted model, not a curated record